Messenger RNA from Archocentrus centrarchus (flier cichlid), 1123 nucleotides. It is a transcript of the gene marchf3, whose product is annotated as E3 ubiquitin-protein ligase MARCH3. The coding region runs from base 111 to 857 and encodes 248 amino acids. Lineage: Eukaryota; Metazoa; Chordata; Actinopteri; Cichliformes; Cichlidae. Gene Ontology annotation, biological process: protein ubiquitination. The transcript has 5 exons. The record is from RefSeq and is a predicted model, not a curated record. Gene Ontology annotation, molecular function: ubiquitin-protein transferase activity; zinc ion binding.
UCUGCGGGCCGGCUUUAGGAAGAGCAGCCUCCUCACGGACUCUCUCCGAUCAACACGGCGCUGCGUCGGCUCCUCACGUCAGCUCAGACUGUUUGUGGCUGGAGAUGUGAAUGGCCCCUCAUAUUGUAGAUAUGACUGUGGAGGAUCCUGUGGGCCCGUUGGUGUCCAGUCCUGUGGGGGAGGUCAAGUUCAUCUCUGAGCGUGUGCUGGAGGAAGAACUCACCAGCAGCAACCAGGAAGUAAUGUGCUAUCACACAGACACACCCGCUGGGGAGUGUGUGGCCUUCAGCGACAGUGAGGAGCAGUUCUGCAGGAUCUGCCAUGAAGACCGAGCCUCUGGGGAGCUGCUCUCCCCCUGCGAGUGCUCUGGCAGCCUGGCCAUGGUGCCCCGGGGCUGCCUGGAGCAGUGGCUUACUGCCUCCAACAGUGGCCACUGCGAGCUCUGCCAUCACCAGUUUGUGCUGGAGCAUCUGCCAAAGCCUCUGACUGAGUGGUGGUGCUCUCCGACCAUGCAGCAGCAGAGGAGGACACUGUGCGGUGAUGCAGCCUGUUUCCUAUUCAUCACUCCGCUCGCCUCCCUGUCAGGGUGGCUGUGCGUUCAAGGAGCCAUGGAGCUCUACUACACCAACAGGAUGGAGGCCCUGGGGCUCCUGGUCCUCACGCUGGCCCUCUUCACCAUCUACGUGUUCUGGACUGUGGUUUCUGUGCGCUACCACAUCCAUCUGUUCAAAACCUGGAAGAAGACGGACCAGAGAGUUCGAUUGCAGGUUCCUUCGUCAGCGCAAACGCCUCCUAACCAGCAGGUGGCGCACAUAAACUGCCUCAGCAAAGCCAUCAACAAAGAGACGAUGGUGUAGACUGAAGUCAGCUGACCACAGCACAAAGGAUGGAGCUCCUGACCCCAACAACAGCAGAGCUCAGACCAGGGCUGGAAGGUUCCUGUGAGAGCUGGAGAUGCUCUGAGGAGAUAAGGUGGAACAGACACCUGUCUCAGCGUGGAAGCUGUUUGAGAAACACGUGCAUCACAGGAGUGAAUCUGUCACUGAUGGAAACCCACCCCAGACUUUUCCUGGCUUUGUUGGACCAUUAAAAGACAAUACAAUCCCAUCCAUCCAUCCAUUCU